AUGUCAGAAACUAAAACGCAAAUGCAGUAUGUCAACCUUGGGAAAUCAGGUCUUAAAGUAUCCAAGUUGAUUUUGGGCUGUAUGCAAUAUGGCUCAGGACAAGAAUGGAUGAUUCCUGAUCACGAUGAAGGUAUAAAGCAAUUGAAAUACGCUUAUGAUCAAGGUAUCAAUACUUUCGAUACUGCUAAUGUCUAUUCUGGUGGAGAAUCAGAAGUGAUUCUUGGGAAAUUCCUUAAGAAACACGAAAUUCAAAGAGAAAGUGUCGUCAUCUUGACCAAAGUAUUCGGUACAGAUGGUAAAGUCGAAGAUAAGGGUCCCGCAGGAUGGACAAACCAAAAAGGUACCAACAGAAAGAGAGUUUUCGCUUCUGUUAAGGCUUCACUCGAAAGGCUUCAAGUAGAGUAUAUCGAUCUUCUUCAAGUACAUCGAUGGGAUUCCGAAACUCCUUUUGAAGAAACUAUGCAAGCUCUUCAUGAUGUUGUUCAAAAUGGCUGGGUAAGAUAUGUCGGUAUGAGUAGUUGUUGGGCUUGGCAAUUCCAACUUAUGCAGCAAUACGCCAUACAAAACCGACUCACACCUUUUAUUUCGAUGCAAAAUCAGCAUAGCGCAAUGUACAGAGAAGAAGAAAGGGAGAUGAUGCCAAUGUUGAAGCACUUUGGCGUAGGAGUUAUACCAUGGGGUCCUAUGGCAGCAGGGCUUCUUUGUCGACCAUUUUCCGAGAUGGAUAACACGACCAGGACGAAACAACCUGAUGGAAGAGGACAACAACCUUCUGAUAAACUCAUCAUCGAUAAAAUAGAAGAAAUCUCCAAAAAGAGAAACGUCACCAUGGCAGAAGUAGCCAUCGCUUGGAGUUGUCAAUCACCUUGGGUUACCGCUCCUAUCGUAGGCGUGAAAAGUACAGAAAGAUUGGAUGAAUUGAUCAAAGGAAUGCAAUUGGGUUUGAAGGAAGAAGAAUUGAAAGAGAUCAAUGAGCUCUACAAACCUGUUGCAAUCAGGGGACAUGCUUAA
Kwoniella shivajii is the source of this 1011-nucleotide messenger RNA. RefSeq lists its product as uncharacterized. The transcript is spliced from 6 exons. Lineage: Eukaryota; Fungi; Basidiomycota; Tremellomycetes; Tremellales; Cryptococcaceae. The record is from RefSeq and is a predicted model, not a curated record. The coding region runs from base 1 to 1011 and encodes 336 amino acids.